UAGGGCAUAGAUAAUAUCAUAGGAUAAUAUAUAUACAAAGGGUGAUAAUAGGGUUAUUACCCUUUGUAUAUCUAUUAUCUAUGGUUAUGAGCAGUUAUGAGUGGAAAUGAGUGGAACUGAGUCAAAGUUUAUUGAUAAAAUUAAAAUUGAAAGUAAUUUUUGAAUUGUAUAAUUAUUGGUGAUGGAAUGUAAAUACUGUUCAGAAACACUAAAAGAAAUACACGCAGAGGGUUUAGAAUGUACAUUAUGUAAGCAAUCAGUCCAUGUAAAAUGCUUGAAACGGGGCUCAGUACCGGGAGGCCUUCCUGGAGAUGUGUUCUUCCAAUUUACUUGUUUUGAGUGUUCCCUUGAUGACACCGAGAAAUUUGUUCGCAGCAAAAUGACGUGGCUCCAAACGAUAGUUCUUGUUUUAUUUAAUCUGCAAUUACGAAGUCAAGGAUUGGCAAAAAAGGGAUAUUUCCACUGGAAAACUCAUAUUGCAGCUUUCAUUGAUAAGAAUUGGAAUUUCCUUUUUCGAAAGUAUUUUAGACAAAGGAGGAAAUGGUGGGGAACAGUUUCUGGAAGUUUAUCCCAUUACAGUCCCUAUUUUUUUAAAUCUGGUACAAUUCUAUUUAAUGAACCAGGAUGGUGGACCCUCACGUUUCCAAAAUUAACACCUAAUGUAAUAGUUCAAUUGAAUAAUGAAUUAAUGAUGGAAAAACAGAAAGCAAAAGAAAAUCAUUCCUUUGCUAGUGAUGAAAUGAUUUUAAAGAAUAUUCUUAAGGCAAAAUGGUAUGGUACAGAAGAAGUACUCAGUGCGUUAGAUUUUAACAUAAAUUCUGAUGAUUUAUUACCUGAAAUAAUCAUAUAUGAUGAUACUGGUAAAAUUGAGUCAGAUAACUUAGCUUUGAAACAAAAAAAGAAAAAUCUACUACCCACUGUCGAAAGCUUUGAACAAAAAAGGAAAUUAAUUAAAACUGAUAAUAACAAAUCCUCAUCAAAGGAGGAUGAUAUAACACACCUAUUAUUAAAAAAUAUUGAAACAAAGAAUUCAAAUCCAACAAACCAAAGUGUACAAAUUAGUUCGAAUUACAAGCCCAGAAAGUUACAUGAAGAGAAGCUAGUGAAACAAAUGUUUACCAAAUUUAAUGACCCUGCUUGUCAUUACAAUACAUCAUUGAGCAUUGCCAGCAAUAAUAAAGCAAUGGAUUUAAAAACAAAAAUUAUGGGAGGCCUUAGAUUAGAACCAGUAUUGUCUCCAUACAGUGCUCUUUAUUUAUGCCCUUAUAUCAAAAGAGAUGCAGAAGUCAACCCUCCUUGGUUACAACUCAUGGCAGAACUUCAAGUAAAAGUGAAUCACAAAUGCUUAGGGUGGAAGUUGCCACCUAGGGACCCAGUAGAUUAUGUUUAUGUUCAACCUGAACAUAUUCCUGCAAUAAACAGUUUGUGUAAUCAUUUCUUCUGGCCAGGAAUAGAUCUGACAGAAUGCCUACAAUAUCCUGACUUUAGCUGUGUUGCCUUGUAUAAAAGACUAAUUGUUGGAUUUGCAUUUUUAGUUCCCGAUGUAAAAAUUAAUGAGAAUUAUAUGUCAUUUAUUUUUACAAGACCUGGAUGGAGAAAUGUUGGUGUUGCAAAGUUCAUGUUAUAUCACUUAAUACAAACAAGUGUUGGAAAAGACAUUACAUUACAUGUUGCAAUAGAUAAUUCAGCUUUAUUUUUGUAUCAGAAAUUUGGCUUUAAAGUUGAACAUGUAGUUCUAGAUUUUUAUGAAAAAUAUUUUCCUUUGAAUUAUAAAGAUUCAAGGCAUGCAUUUUUUUGUAGAUUAGAAAGAUAAAUCACCCAAUUCCAAUGUUUACAUGUAUUACACUUUUUUUAACA
Agrilus planipennis (emerald ash borer) is the source of this 1857-nucleotide messenger RNA. RefSeq names its product cysteine-rich protein 2-binding protein (gene Atac2). The transcript has a single exon. Bases 182 to 1813 code for a protein of 543 amino acids. Gene Ontology annotation, molecular function: acyltransferase activity, transferring groups other than amino-acyl groups. NCBI's taxonomy places the organism in Eukaryota, Metazoa, Arthropoda, Insecta, Coleoptera, Buprestidae. The record is from RefSeq and is a predicted model, not a curated record.